Molecule: messenger RNA, 3038 nt
Organism: Anarrhichthys ocellatus (wolf-eel)
Lineage: Eukaryota; Metazoa; Chordata; Actinopteri; Perciformes; Anarhichadidae
Product: SH3 and cysteine-rich domain-containing protein 2-like
Exons: 11
Coding region: 336-1559 (407 amino acids)
Biological process (GO): positive regulation of voltage-gated calcium channel activity; positive regulation of protein localization to plasma membrane; skeletal muscle contraction
Molecular function (GO): protein binding
Source: RefSeq, a predicted model, not a curated record
GCGAGUGGGGAGGAAAACUGGCCGGUGCAUGGGAGAGGCUCGAGACAGCGAGGAGAAGUGGACAAACCUACCGGCAGCGGCGACUGGAUAUUUCCUUACACCAAUGAAAUCAUUAUCGGUCUGUUCUGCACCAAUUUAGAAUAAGAAGCACCUUUUCGACGGGAUAUCGUUUUUUUUACCGAUGAAAGAUGAUGACUUGACACUUAACUAGCUCUACCUCUUUCGGACUGUAGCGAUGUUUAAACCUCUGCGUGCAUAGUCCCCCCCCCCCCCCAUCCCUCUGUCACCGUGGACUUAUCCAUUUGUUUCGGUUUUGCUGUUGAAGGACAAACGAUAUGACGGAAAUCAGCGAAAAGGAGAACGAACCACAGAACCUUCACCGACCGUCACACGCUACCGUGCCCAGCCAACCUGAAUCAAAGUUACAGCGGUUGAAGCGCUCCCUGUCCUUCAAGUCAGUCAUGCGCAGCAAGAGCGUGGACAACUUCUUCCAGCGCAGUAACGGCGACUCCCGCCCUCCCUCGGCCCUGAUCACCUUACCUCCACCCCCGCCAUCUCCUCCCCCCAUCUCCGAGUCCCCCCUGGCCUACGAGCGCUCUCCGUCACAUUCGCCGUCUACCAGUCCCAACCCCUCACUGUCGUCACCUUCUAUCAGUCCCUCAAAAUCGAAGCCGAAGUCUCAGGCCCAGCCGGUCAAGACCCACUGUUUCCAGGAGCACGUCUUCCGUAGGCCCGCCAGCUGCCAGCGAUGCAAACACAUGAUCCAAGGGAACUCCAAGCAGGGGCUGCGUUGUAAAGCCUGCAAGCUGGCGACCCACCUCUGGUGCUCGUCGGAGCUCUCCCAGCAGCCCUGUAAUGGCAAGACAGGAGCUUUCAAGAGAAACUUCAGCUCUCCUCUGUUAACCAAUGACACGCUGGAAGUGGUCAGAGAGGCUCCUGCUGCCCAAGAGGCGGAUAAUGGCAUUGUCGACCCUGUGUAUGAGGCACUGCGCUAUGGGACGUCGCUGGCUCAGUUGAGUCGUUCCAGCUUCAGCAGUAUCUCAGAGUUGCCCUGUCACGAGGAGGAAAAACUGCAAGACAAACUAGAAAACCAGCCAAUAGCUGAGGAGGAUCACAUCCCAGGAAUGCUCACCCCUCCUGAAAGUGAGAAGGCUGAUUCAGAAGACAGGGUCAGCCUGAAGACUCCUAAGAAAGUAGAGGUCCACUCCAUCCACACAUAUGUGGCUCUCUACAAGUUCCUGCCUCAGGAGAAGAAUGACUUGGAACUACAGCCUGGCGACAGAGUUCAAGUCACAGAUGACUCCAACGAGGACUGGUGGAAGGGGAAAAGCAGAGACAAGGUGGGAUUGUUCCCAGCCAACUUUGUGCAGCGGGUCCGCCCCGGUGAGCGCGUGUGGAAGGUCACAGAAGGUUUCCACGGCAACCGAGACAAAGGCCAGAUGACUGUGAAAGAGGCCCAGAUCUGUGUGGGGAAGAACGAGGAGAUUGACGGUUUCCUCCGGCUGAGCAGCGGGAAGAAGAGAGGCUUGGUCCCUGUGAAGAAUCUGCUAGAAAUAUGAUGGCAGCACAUUUCUCCUUGACCCUCAGUUCGAAAAAGAAAAGUUUCCUAUGACGGAGGUUUACUCAGGAGUGUUUGCCCGACACAUCACCUGACCGCCAAACACGCACCCCCACCCCUCCAAAAAGUGGCAGUGACUCUGCAGCUUGAGUGGACGACGAGCCACAAAUUAGCUUUUUAUUGCAGAAGCUUUUGAGACUUAAAGGAAGGGGUGGCUCCUUCAGAGCUACUUCUCUUGUAGCACAACUUUACUUUGUGUGGUUUUAAUCACACUCACAACAGAAAUGUAGCAUCGUGUUGAAGAGGAUAGUGUGCAGGAUGUCUGGCUACCUCGCUGGCCAUUUCCAUUGGUCGUCCCUCUGCGGAAAAGGGGAGAGGACUACCUUACUUUGAUGUCAAGGCGCGUCCAAGCCUUGUGAGCGAACUGUCUUCAUUUCACUGUUUGUGUAGAGAAAACAAGACGUACGAGAUUGUGAAAGAAGCUGUUUCUUAUAGUGGCUUGUUUCAUAAACUUUAAGAGAUUUGGUUCAGUAGAUUCAACCGAGGGUAUAUGUUAUGAUGAUCCAUUUUUGUGUGUGCAGACUGCAGCUCACAUCGUGCACAUGUCUGCCAUCGUCUCAUGGGUUUAUGAUUUGCAUAUGCGUCACUCCUGCUCCGAAUAGAAAAUGAUUCAGGUAUUACAUUGUGUGUAUGUAAAGAUCUAAAAAACAGUCUUCUAUGCUACAUCUUGAUCCAAGGAAAAUCAUAACACACACACACACACACACUGGGAUUUUCUAUAUUUCAAACUGCUCUCCAGUGAUUACAUUACUGUACAUUUGUGCUUUUCACAGCUCCGAUGUGACGAAUGCGUUGCGUGCACCUCUGGGAGCCUUUUUUUUUCUCAGUAAGCCCUUCAAUGACAGUUUAGCUACACACCGAUUUUUGUAGCUCACUCUGUCCCAUGUAACUCUAAAAUCAACCACUAGAAUCUGCUUCCUGUCAUUACAAUGUCAGCGUUGUUUAUCUGUAUCUAAAGUCCUGUUAUAUUUGCCGUCAUAUUAUUUUUUGUACUACGACUUGAGGAUGGUGUGAUAUCUCGACUUUCUGAUGCUUUCCUCGCAGAGCAGAGCAAUGAAAUACAUUCAGGCUGAUGGAUAAAAUAAACCAAACUCGGUGUUAAUUGUCAAAAAAAGUGGUGACGGCUUUUCAAAGGUAGAGUCUCUCUCAGAAUGUUAUGUUUACAUCUUCAGCUGUCUAAAAUGUGCUGAAUUCUUGCUUAAUGGCUAAUGUUUCUCCUCAUGCGAUUACUUUUAAGUAACUCUGACUGUUAUUGUUUCUGUUAUUUAAGGUCCAAAAGACAAAAUCACCACACACCAUUUGAUUUAUUGCUCAUUGUAAACCAUAAGGUAGUGACAAACUGCCUUUGUUGCAGCAAUAACUGUAAAUACAGAUAUGACAGUAUUUGUAAAUAGCCUUAUGAAAAUACUAUAUAUAUAUA